CCAAAAUGUUACAAGAGGAUGCUGAAAUCCCAUGUUCUGUUGGGGAGAUACAAUAUGUUCGAGAUACUUAUGACACAUUUCUUCCUUGGCCAAAAGAUUUAAUUAUGACUGACCAGGGUCCUCUAAGAAAGAAACCUCCUAUGUCAAAAAGUUCAUCCAAGGAUAUGUCAAAACCUCCUAUGACUAGCCCGCAUCUGUCAUCAGCUGGGUCUCACAUCAAUCCAGAAAACACUCUGACCGAAGGCCAACCAUUUGCCGAUCACAUCAUGAAUCGCAUCCAUGUUAGCCUUCAGUUUAUGGUGAGAGAAUUUUGCAGAGUUAAGGGAAUAAACUCAGUCGUCUCCAUUCCAGUGGACCCAACAUUCAUGAAUCGCGAGUCAAUAUUCCUAACUUCAGAGGAUAAAAUUUUGUAG
Molecule: messenger RNA, 413 nt
Organism: Humulus lupulus (European hop)
Lineage: Eukaryota; Viridiplantae; Streptophyta; Magnoliopsida; Rosales; Cannabaceae
Exons: 3
Coding region: 6-413 (135 amino acids)
Source: RefSeq, a predicted model, not a curated record